AUGGGUAUUUUUGCUGUACUUGCUCUACCACUACUUCUUUUCGGGAUCAGUGGAAUUAUUUAUAUUUACCAGUCAGUCAGGUGGCUAUUGUCCAAGUCAGCUGUGCAAAACAAGGUGGUGGUGAUCACAGAUGCCAUCUCUGGACUGGGCAAGGAAUGUUCUCGGGUGUUUCACACAGGAGGAGCAAGGCUUGUGUUGUGUGGCAGGACAUGGGAAAAGUUAGAAGCCUUGUAUGAUGCUUUAAUUAAUGUGGCAGACCCCAACAAGCAAACAUAUGCACCAAAGCUCAUACUUCUGGAUAUAACAGAUAUAAACUGCAUUCGCGAUGUAGCUAAAGAAAUCCUGAAUUGCUAUGGCUGUGUGGAUAUACUGAUCAACAAUGCAAGUAUGAAGGUGAAAGGAGCAGUGCAGAGCAUUUCAUUGGAACUCGACAAAAAGAUAAUGGAUGCCAACUAUUUUGGACCUAUAACAUUAACCAAAGCUAUUCUUCCCAACAUGAUCUCAAGAAGAACUGGACAAAUAGUUCUAAUUAAUAGUAUCCAAGGAAAAAUAGGAAUACCGUUUCGUGCAGCUUAUGCGGCUUCUAAGCAUGCUGCUGUAGGCUUUUUUGAUUGUCUUAGAGCUGAAAUGGAAGAAUUUGAUAUAUCAGUCAGCACUGUGAAUCCAACUUUCAUCUGUUCAUACCAUCGCCAAGCAGCGCCUGGCAACUGGGAGGCAUCUAUCUGGAAAUUCUUUUUCAGAAAGGUGGCAUACGGUGUGCACCCAGUGGAGGUGGCAGAGGAAGUCUUGCGCACUGUGAGCAGUAAGAAGCAGGAGGUACUUAUGGCCAACCCCAUCCCCAGAGCAGCAGUUUACAUGCGCACCUUUUUUCCUGAGCUGUUUUUUGCCAUUGUUGCCUCAGGGAUUAGGGAAAAGCUGAAGACAGAAGAGGAAAAUUGAUUUUAUUAAUGUUUUUUCCUGCUUUUGUCCUAAAAAUGUUUAUGUUUCUGUCGGUGUUUAUGGCAAAGAGUUUAUGUCAAUGAUUUCUGCUUCUCACUAUACGUAGAAUAAAGCAGGAGGCUUUA
Messenger RNA from Nestor notabilis (Kea), 1064 nucleotides. RefSeq names its product dehydrogenase/reductase (SDR family) member 7C (gene DHRS7C). Gene Ontology annotation, cellular component: sarcoplasmic reticulum membrane. Gene Ontology annotation, molecular function: all-trans-retinol dehydrogenase (NAD+) activity. Gene Ontology annotation, biological process: regulation of release of sequestered calcium ion into cytosol by sarcoplasmic reticulum. The record is from RefSeq and is a predicted model, not a curated record. Lineage: Eukaryota; Metazoa; Chordata; Aves; Psittaciformes; Psittacidae. Bases 1 to 939 code for a protein of 312 amino acids. The transcript has 7 exons.